Thunnus maccoyii (southern bluefin tuna) is the source of this 6473-nucleotide messenger RNA. RefSeq names its product fibronectin type III domain containing 1 (gene fndc1). The transcript has 21 exons. NCBI's taxonomy places the organism in Eukaryota, Metazoa, Chordata, Actinopteri, Scombriformes, Scombridae. Bases 260 to 5587 code for a protein of 1775 amino acids. Gene Ontology annotation, molecular function: protein binding. The record is from RefSeq and is a predicted model, not a curated record.
AUCUGAGAGGAAUACAGCCUCAUGUAUAGUUUAAUUGAGUCCCUUUUAACCCACUCCAUUACAUAUUUUAGGAUUUGAAAAACAGUGCGUGAUAAUAAUCCCCUCUUUCAAAUCUGGAUCGAUUGGGGAGCCGCAAGUUUUACGGAGAAAAGCAGCAGUCCCAUCGGAGAAGGGGAGGGGAGGGCUGGUGUGUGUUGUGUCCCAGCCCUCUGCAUCCAGCUGGUGCGUCGCUCCGCAGCAGUAGCGCGCCACACUCACUAUGGCUUUAGCCGCAAGCAGGACGCUCUUGGCGCUAUUCGUUACGUUUUGCGCACCAGGAUGCGGAUGGACAGCAGAGAAGCCCCUCCGGCCACAAAAUGGGAAACAGACAUCUGUGGACAAGGGCUUGAGGGAGAGCUGGGAGCCAUCAAUCCAUCUGGAUGGGAGACCUGUGGACCGCUUCGUCAUUAGCUCCAACAAACCCAUGAGGACUCACCGCCUCACAAAAGUGGGCAAGGACAGCCGAAAUCCCCUACUGGAGGAUGUAGACCCUGAAUGGGUUAACCUGGAUGGCUUUGCUGUGUUGGGAGGUGCACCUGUCAGCAACACAUCAACAGGUCCAGCUACGUCUACACAAACUGCUGCCAAAAAACAGCCCACUGUACAGCGUGCAACCAGGGUGAACAGAACGCCUCGCCCAUCACGUGUGUCCACCAAUACCAGGACACACAGGAGGGCCCCUCAGUCCUCCUCAGGUCCCAGGCAGCCUGAGAGAGCUUUGUCAGGAACUCCCUUGCUGGACAGAAGACGCCAACACCACACCAAGCCUCAAUCUGACCAGAGGAACCGUAACUCACACAAACUAACAUCUGAGUCCGUUCAUGUGGUGUCACUGCAGGCACAGAAAGCCCUGGGCCAGAGCGCACCUGCUAACAGAGCAGCUGUAACCAAAACAACCACACCAGAGCCACCCGAGUAUGAGGCGCGGGACAUCAGUGUCAGGGUCAUGUCUGCUCAGUCAGUCCUCAUCUCCUGGAUUGACCCUGCUGUGGAAAUGGGGAAAGUUGCCCCCGGGGCAUCCAGAGCCUACACAGUUAGGUACAGGGAGAAGGGUGAGUCAGCACGCUGGGAGUACAAGGAAAGCAACCAGAGGAGAGUGAUGAUAGAUACUCUGUCUGCUGACAGCAUGUAUGAGUUCUCUGUCAGAAUAUCUGAGGGGAAGUGGAGCGUCUCCGUCUUUCAGAGGACCCCCGAGUCAGCACCAUCUGGGCCACCAGAGAACUUUGAGGUCAAGCCACUACGAGGGAAAGGAACUGCUGUUACAGCAACAUGGGAUCCUCCUGAAGAACCCAAUGGGAGGAUUCGAGAGUACUCCCUGUCUUAUGCUCCUGCAAUGAAGCCAUUUGGAAUGAAAAGUGUGACGUACCGUGGCAGCACAACCUCAGCUACCAUAGAUGGUCUCACACCUGGAGACCGGUACAUCUUCAAGAUCAGAGCCACCAACAGGAGGGGACAGGGACCACAAAGCAAGGCCUUCAGUGUUGUCAUGCCAGAAUCCAGCAGCGCUGUCUCAUCAUUCCCAAUAACCAAGGACAUCCGCAGGACCCACAGUCGUUCCAAACAGGAUACUGACCAUGACGAAUCCGACCUGCAGUCAACAGAGGAGUCAGAAGAACCAGCCAAGCCCCCUCAGUCACGCCCUGCUGCACCUGCCAACAGGCGCUUACGGCCACUUUCUCAGACACGCUCCUAUCACAGCAUUUUCUCCUCAGUAAGAGGCUCAGUCAGGAAUGUAGUGAACAGAGGUUCAUCUAGAGGAAGAGAACAAGAUAGAGAGGAUGAGGAGGAAGAAGAAGAGGAAAUACCCACAACACCACCUCCAGUAGAAGAGACAACAACCAUGGAGGCUGUACUGGACAUAAAAGAACCAGACAAUGAUGUUUCCCCUGAAUCUGAGGAUGAAAUGGGCUAUGGUAAAGAGGGCACUGAGACCCCCAGCCUCAAAGUUCUGACGCCCUCCCCAACAAAACCUGCUUCUGUUCGCCCCAAUCCACCGAACAGAAGGCCCAUUAAGAUCAGGGUCCAUCAAAAACCAGGGUCCAGGGCUGCUUCCUCCUCCUCCUCAUCCACCUCUUCAUCGUCUUCUACUUCAUCCUCCUCUUCCUCUGAUUCCUCCUCAUUGUCAUCUUCUACAACCUCAUUAUCCUCCUCGUCACAUACUCCAGAGUCAGCAGCCAGUAGCAAGGAUACAGCUUCCACAUACCCAGAGAGCAAAAACACCUACAAUAAUCCCAGCGUAACACACAUGAAACCUUCCACUCCAGUUGUAAAGGAGACCAAUUCCCAGCCUAAGACAGAAGGUACCCCUGUGGGUAAGGGUCCUGCCUCAGCAGGGCGCACCAGUGGGACUGGUUUAGGCUCUAGAUAUGGUUAUGGCAGAAGACAUCCUGGAAUUCUGUCUAGAGGGAAUUCAACUCGAAUGCUGAAUGGUUACAAACCUGGAGGAACUUCAGACAGAACUCAGAACCAAGCAACCUCACACACAGGAAGUUCAGCAACAUCACAGUCCACUUUACCAGACAGGUCUCAAAAUCAAGAAACAUCAAAUACUUUCAAUGCAGCAACAUCUAGGUCCACUUCAGGAGGUGGGGUCCACAGCCAAGCAAGAUCAGACACACAUCGUUUUGACAAAUCACAGUCCACAUCAGAGUCCAGGUCACAGGGCACUACAACUGCAGAUACACACAGCGUAGACAGAGGAUCUCACAGCUCUGCAACUUCACACAACACAAAAAAUUCACACACUUCACACACAUCACCUGAACGGGAUACAACAUACAGCGAGGGAAAUGAUGAGGUAACCAAAGUUGAAGAGCCUACUUCAAGCUAUAAAGAACAACCCACAAAAGUGAAGGACGAACAACGGGAGACGAGCAGUUCUGAAAAACCUGUUGUUCCUCGUACCAGGGUUAGUCCUUCAUUUGCUGAGAGAUUCCCCUCACUAGCUAGUCGUUACCCAGGCAGGUUUGGUUCAGGGACAAGGGCGUCAUUUUCCAGGCAGGAUGGUAGGACCCCUUUGAGCAGAUCAUCGUCCUCUGUAGGGGCAGGCAGACCCAUUUUGAGGGGGACACCCACUAGAGUCUCAGGAGCCACAGGAGCUGCAGGAGUGUCCUCAAUACAGGAGACUAGUGAAGAUUUGAGGACUCCUUCCACUCAAGACUCACUAAAGAAUGGAGUGGGGGCAGGUUCCCUUAAGCCCUCAUUGACCAGUCGUAAUGCAGGAGUUAGUGACACUAGAAACCCAUCUACCUCUUCUUCUUCUUCUUCUUCCGCAUCCACUUCUUCAGACUCUGAUUCCCAUCAUUCCUUAAGUGGACACAGAGACUCAAGUGAGCCCAUCCACAGGGGAACCUCUAAUGACAAUGAUAAUGAUCAUGGUAAGGAUUAUCUUGAUGAAAGGAGUAGAGAAAUCAGUGGGAAAAAUGAAAAAGUUCUAGACCCAGCAGUGGUCCAAAAGAAUCCAGCUGUAACUUCAGCUGAGCCUCACAGAAACAGAGAGGACAAUGAGAGCGCAGAUACAAGGGAAACAUCUUCAAGGACAAGGACUGGCUCAUCGUCCGGGGUCACUCCAACUCACCGUCGUCCUAAUGUAGGCAUGAAUGGGAGGGUACGCUCACCUCUGCUGGCUAACAGGCAGUUUGUUGGGUCUAGGCUUCCCAUCAGACCACAGCCAGCACAAAACUCUAGACUGGGUUCUUCAGCAUCUGUUUCCUCCUCAUCAUCAUCUGAUUCCUCUUCUUCAUCAAAUUUGCCCCAGCCAGUGUUGACCUCAGAUCGUGACACUGCCAGUGGCACCACUGUGACAAAGACAGGGGGAUUGACUGAGGGCAAUGCCCAGUCCGCAUCCUCGUCUUCAUUUUCAUCUCGAGACAGCUUUAGGGGCCAGGGGGGUAGGUCUCGCUAUCCAAUCCUCAGAGGGAAACCAACCAACGGAGGAGGACUUAAACCUGGCAGUGGAAAUGGUAAGAAUGGACGACCCAACCUCACAGCAACAAGUGAUAAAGAGUCCUCUCCCACUCACGGAGCCAGCAAGGCCAGUGGUCAAAAGUUUAUCACUGGGCCUGAUGGAAGCAAAUGGGUGAUAGACUUGGAGCAGGGGAUUCUUAUGAAUCAGGAUGGACAAGUUCUCCAGGACUCCCAGGGCAAACCCAAGAGAGUGGUGCUUGGCGAGGAUGGACGCACCAUUUUUGACCACAUGGGCAGUCCUUUGUUAAACCAGGAAGGUAUGGCUCUAUUCGGUCACGGCCGAGAUAGUCAGCCUGUGAUCAACCCCAAAGAAAAGGUUCUUAUGGUUGGAGGGAAACCUGUACUUGGCUUGGACCGGCCUCAACUCAGGAAAACCACUACCACAACCACCACCACAACCACCACCACCAUGGCUCCUACCACCACACCUGAACCCACCACCAUCGAAUGGACUACAGAGGAGUCUACCACUCCACCACCGUAUCCAACAUGUCCGCCUGGAACUUUCUCCAGAACAGAUGAAUACGGAUAUCCAGUGCUGGACCCAGAAGGAAUAUUGGACUGUUAUCCAGAAGAUGAGUUAUUGGUCCAGACCACCCUGCCGCCAACCACCACUACCACAACAACCACCACCACAGAGGUCCCAGCUCCGGUGACUGAUGUCAGACCGCACAACAAAGGACCUUUAUCUGAGUUUGACCUCAGUGGGAAGAAGCGAUUCACAGCUCCCUAUGUGAACUACAUCCAGAAAGACCCGGGUGCUCCUUGCUCCCUGACAGAGGCUCUGGAGUACCUUCAGGUCGACGUCCUAGAAAACCUGAUAGAGAAGGACAGCCUGGUAGCCAAUCAGAAGCAGCCUCCCAAACACAAGCCCCAUAACCUCACUGUGGUUGCCAUGGAGGGAUGCCAUUCAUUUAUUAUCCUGGACUGGGGCCGUCCACUGAAGGACGAUAUGGUGUCAGGCUACAUGGUCCACAGUGCUUCAUAUGAUGAUGUGCUCAACAACAGAUGGUCCACUAACCCUUCCAGCGGGACACACCUGGCUGUUGAGAAUCUCAAACCCAACUCUAGGUACUACUUCAAAGUCCAGGCCAAGAAUGUGUUUGGUUUGGGACCAGUCAGCGAUACACUCACCUAUGUCACCGAAUCAGAUGAUCCUCUUCUCAUUGAAAGACCACCUGGUGGAGAGCCUAUCUGGAUCCCCUAUACCUUCAAGUAUAACCCGAUGCACAGUUCCUGUAAGGGCAGCCAGUAUGUCAAGCGGACAUGGUACAGGAAGUUUGUCGGCGUGGUUUUGUGUAACUCUCUGCGAUACAAGAUAUUCAUGGGAGACGGUCUUAGAGAGCCCUUUUACAGUAUAGGAGACACAUUUGGACAGGGGGAGGAUCAUUGCCAGUUUGUGGACUCCUACAGGGAUGGAAGGACAGGCCCGUCCUUCCUCUCAAAUAAUAUGCCUUCAGCACAAGGGUUUUAUCGUGCCUACAGACAGGAGCCUGUUUCAUUUGGAGUUAUUGGCCGGCGUACACCCCAUCCUUUCGUGGGGUGGUAUGAAUGCGGGGUGCCCAUCCCUGGGAAAUGGUAACACAGGGGAGGAGGCGACAUUGUUACCAAGGGCAACCCUUCUGCAUCCUGCUGCAGGCUCUCACCUUCACUGACCCUGCCUGUACAAACAGACUUUUGCCUGCCACAACAAAAAGACACCACUAACGAAUUUAUUACAGCUUCACAGGAAGAGAAUAUAGUACUUUUAAACAACUCAUUGUAUAUCAUUACAAUGCACUUUUUAUAAAAAAGCAAUCUGUAUAUGAGGGAAAAAGAAGCAUGUGUGCUCCUGGUUAGUUUAACUCUUGUCAGAAAGUGUCCUUUGUACUAUUCCCAAGUAUCCCAGAGACAGGUCCUUACCCAGUGUUAUUUAUCUCAUCAAAAUGCACACACAAUCAAACCAGUGACAUUGGACCAAAGCACAAACUGAAAACUGUAAGAAUGGGCACUCAAGGUGUGUAUAGGUCUGUUAAUUUUCAAUUGUGAGAUUUUUAUUUCAUUAUGUAAUGGCUUCUGACAGCUAAUUUUUGUUUAUUUGUGUUUUUGAAACUUCAUACUGGUUUUUUAUUACACCCUUUUGGUAUUCACCAAAAUUCAUUAAACGUUACUGUGUAAGUUUUGUAUGUAUACAGACAAAGAAUAAAAGACCCAAUAUUUGCUCAGGAACUGUGAGAGAUUGAAUAAAGGUGCUAUGGAAACCACAGCAAUCCAAAAACAUGAAUCAUAUCAUAUUCUCCCCUGCUGCCACGUUCUUUUCUAGCAAAAGCUUCUACACGUGAUCCAGAUCUACUUAAUCAACCUAAUGGAAGAUUUGAGUAGCAGACACAGGUUGGUUAAGCCAGUUGGAACAGCAACUGUUAAAAAUCGGUCGAAAUGUCAAAACAACAGAUUGUGGACAGAGGCAGGUGAGAGGGAAAGAGGGAGAA